Molecule: messenger RNA, 492 nt
Organism: Plasmodium inui San Antonio 1
Lineage: Eukaryota; Apicomplexa; Aconoidasida; Haemosporida; Plasmodiidae
Exons: 1
Coding region: 1-492 (163 amino acids)
Biological process (GO): translation
Cellular component (GO): ribosome; large ribosomal subunit
Molecular function (GO): structural constituent of ribosome
Source: RefSeq, a predicted model, not a curated record
AUGACGUGCUGCCUCCUCAUUUUUAUCGUGUGCCUCCUCGCGCUCCGACUUGGCUAUUCAGAAAAGCUCCCCCACGACGGAAGGAAUGAAAGACUGCUCAUGGGUAGUGCUAUACUGAGCAAGAGCUUGAGAAAAAAAGCGGAUCUCCAUAAGCACAUAUUGAAAAAUAGAUACACACACAAAUGUGUAAAUAAAAAGCGAACACACAUAAAGGCGACGCUAUUUUUACACGCACAACAUGGAUUGCAGAAGAGCAACGUCCGUUUCUCCAAUCUGUACGUUCGUGGGAACACAAACGUGAAACCCAAAACGAACAAGUCAAUUGCGAAGCGCUUUAAAAUAACAAAAAAUGGAAAGGUGAUACGAAAAAAAGCGGGGAGGAAUCAUAUGCUGAGGAAGAAAACAUCAUCCAAUAAAGCGUCCCUUCGGAAGACGACUACCAUCGCUUCCAACCGCAUUGCGAAAAAGUACAAGAGCGCCAUCCAUACGUAG